Messenger RNA from Drosophila mauritiana, 1400 nucleotides. RefSeq lists its product as uncharacterized. Gene Ontology annotation, biological process: tRNA splicing, via endonucleolytic cleavage and ligation. Gene Ontology annotation, molecular function: nucleic acid binding. The transcript has 4 exons. Lineage: Eukaryota; Metazoa; Arthropoda; Insecta; Diptera; Drosophilidae. The record is from RefSeq and is a predicted model, not a curated record. Bases 161 to 505 code for a protein of 114 amino acids.
UUCCCAACAGCUGUUGUGAAUCUGACGCAGAAAAUAAGUUUUGGUUAAAAGUUAUUGUUAUUAAAACUGCAAGUCUUAAAUUACACCAAUUAAUAUAACUACCUAUGCUUAUUACUCACAAAAAUAGCUACACCUUUAUGCAUUCACUGUUUUUUCGGCCAUGCUGGAACUCAAUGACUUUACAACUGUAUGCCCCGAUGAUUUGACCGCCGCAUUGGGUUUUCAAAUAUACAACGACUUGAAAAAUGAGGAACCAGGCGCCGAAUUUCAACCCCACUAUGAUCCCAACCUGAAAGUGUUUUAUUUGAUGAAAAAUGAUAAAGUUUAUGUACCGGUUCUGCACACAAAAGCAAUUGACUUCAGAAUCAUAAAAUCUUUACACGAAAAGCUUAAAAAACGCAGCAACAUAUUUGUAGCCAUUGUGGACAAUACCGCCAAUAUUUUGUAUUAUCAAAUGAGCGAAGGUCUCAGCGAAAACCAGUCGACAAAAACAGCAGCUAAAUAAUAGCGAUAGAUACAUUUAUUUAAAAUCAUAUCAUAAAUACAAAUUACAGUCACAACUUGAAACUAAACAAUGUGACUGGAUGUGAACCAAUCCGACUUUCCAGAUUUAAACUUAAAUCGAUGAUUAUAGCCGCAAGUUGUGAGCAUAAUCAUAAUAAAAAUGACAAUAGAAGAUCUGCAUUGUUUAUACUCGUUUCGAUUCGCAUGAGGGGUGCAAAAUCGUUAUCAUAAUUGUAAUUAUCAAUAAUUAUCUUCACAUAAUGAUAGCUUAGACUACGUUUCAAUAAUCGAUUAUUACAAGCUUAAAUCGAACUAAAAGUUACAUUAAAUACAACAUAGAUCUUAAGAGUACAACAAUCCGAUUGCAUGCAUCCAUCCACGGAAUUUCCAAACUCCAUCCCGUUAAGCGGUUAUAAGUUUUCUGAUCCUCAUAUCUGGUUUAAAGCACACCGCGCAUGCAAAACAAAUCGUUCACAAUCAUCGAUCUAGCGUCGAAUAAAAAUGCUCAAAGCAAUACAGUUUCUUGUAUAAUAGUUAUAAUAAUAAUAAAUAACAAAUGUUUGCGUUUGUAUAUGACGUAAAAAAUAUGUUUAAAUUAUAACACAACUCGGGCAAUGGGCUGGGGAGUUGAUAAAACGCGCAAGGCAAUUUACAGGGCUUACAUGUUAAAACUGUAAAUAUUUCACUUUCUCUCACUUUACUAGAUAAAUAUGUAUGUAUGUCGUAUAGAAGAUGAGCUCGUUAGCUAGACGAUUCCUGGGAUGUGCAUGCAAUAUAUGUAUAAAAUAUAUCUUUGUUCUUGUAUGUUGAUUAUGAAAAUAGGUUGCAAUGACUGCUCUGGGGUGUAGACAUACACUUCUCAUCUAUAAAAUCUAUUUGUAUCCGGUCUUAAAAAA